GAAGAAGAAGAAUGUCCGACUGCUGUACAUAAGUGUCCUCGCUGGUGUUGUGUCAAGUGUUUUUCCUCUGUGUGCUUCCGUUUGUUUGUGUGUGCUGAUUACAGGCGCCUCGAACAAACCGCCCCCUCGGAUUACCUUGUGCCUCAAGAUUGGGACUCCUUUUGAAAAGAAGUCAUGUUUCGACAAAGAAUACCUUUCACACAGAUUGCUUUUGCCACACUGCUUGGAGUUGCUGGUGGUAUAUACAUCUACAGACCUUAUUUUGACCUGGUGCCAAAGACCUCAGGACAGCAACACCAGGAUGUGCCAAAGAAACAGAACGAAACAGACUGAAAUAAUUCAUCACUCCAAGGAAAUACCUCACAGAAAGAAGCCAGAAGAACUGCAUGAGACUCUACUGGACUGUCAGAGCUGGAGGCCAAACAAGAGAUGGAACCAGUCUAGAUAAAUUCAUGUUUUUUGGGGGUGCUCUGUGUGAUUGUAAAUGUACAGAAUAAAAUAUUUAAUAAUUCUGACUUAUUUUCAUCUGUUUAUGAUUAUACAUCUCUGUUUUUAUGGAUUUACAAAGCUUUUCAAGGAGGCAGUAAGGAGGAAUUUAAACAAAACUCACAUUUGUCAUAAGUCUUUUUUGCCUUUGCCUUUAU
Messenger RNA from Toxotes jaculatrix (banded archerfish), 644 nucleotides. RefSeq names its product protein PIGBOS1. The transcript is spliced from 2 exons. NCBI's taxonomy places the organism in Eukaryota, Metazoa, Chordata, Actinopteri, Toxotidae. The record is from RefSeq and is a predicted model, not a curated record. The coding region runs from base 175 to 333 and encodes 52 amino acids.